Molecule: messenger RNA, 2673 nt
Organism: Trichomonas vaginalis G3
Lineage: Eukaryota; Parabasalia; Trichomonadida; Trichomonadidae
Product: proprotein convertase subtilisin/kexin-related family
Exons: 1
Coding region: 1-2673 (890 amino acids)
Biological process (GO): protein processing
Cellular component (GO): membrane
Molecular function (GO): serine-type endopeptidase activity
Source: RefSeq, a predicted model, not a curated record
AUGAUUUCAAUUCUCUUUUAUGAAACAUUAGGUCCUCUAGCUUAUAAUUCAAACACAAUUGAAAUAGGAGCAGAUCCAACUUUCACUACUGUUCGCAUAAGGCCACAAUAUCUCAUUAAAUUGCCUCGAAAUAAAAUUAAUUUACUGAAUAAUGAAAAUUAUAAAGUUUUACUUACAACGAACGAUUUUAUAACCAUUUCUACUGAUAAAUAUCCUAAUCAAGACAUAAUAAACAGUGCAAAUUAUUUUAUUGAAGAUUUUAAUUCAAAGAUUAAGAAAUUCGAUUACCCAGAUCCAGAAUGGCCCAUUUCUUUUUAUGCCAACAAUAUUGGAGCCUAUGGAGGUACAAUUGGAGAAGAUAUCAACGUUAAAAAGGCAUGGGAAAAAGGAAUUUCCGGAAACAACGUAACACUUGUUAUUGCUGAUGAUGGAUGCUAUACAACGCACUAUGAUUUUAUGGACCGCUUUAAUAAUAAUCUGAAUCUUGCUUUUUCAGCUCCGUUUGACGACAUCAAUCCACAAGUAGAAACUGAUUCUCACGGAACAGCAUGCUUAGGCAUGGCUGCUGCUUCAUCAAAUAACUACUGUUCCAUAGGAGUUGCUCCAAAUUCGACAAUUGGCUGCCACAGGUUCGGUGCCAAUGAUGCUUCCAUAGGUAAUAUCGUCAAAUCACUUACUACAUCAUUAAAUGAUAUUGAUGUCAUAUCAUUUUCAUGGGGAGUAGAAUGUGAUCCUUCAUCUUCAGCUCGUUGUUACUUUUAUCAAAGCCAUCCUGUAGUAGAUGAAGCUUUAGAUAAAUCAGUCACUCAAGGAAGAAACGGCAAAGGCAGAAUCAUUGUUUUCGCUGCAGGAAAUGAACAAGAAAACGGCCAAAAUUCAAAUGAGUAUUUAUUGAACAAAGACAGACGAGUUAUCUCUGUUUCUGCAUCUACAUACAAAGGAUCAGCUGCGUACUAUACAGCACCAGGCAGUAACAUCUUAGUUAACACUCCAAGUGGCGGAGAUUCGAGUUUCAUGGCUGGAUCAGAUUACACUCCAACUUUAUUUACCAGUUCAAUUUUCGGAGAUUCCAGUUGUACUAAUACUUUCACAGGGUCAAGUGCAAGCUGUCCACAAGUUGCUGGAUGCUGUGCUUUGAUGCUACAAGUCAAUAAAGAGUUAACAUGGAGAGAUGUACAAAUGAUUUUGGCUUUAACGUCAACAAUAAAUGAUCCUGAAAGUAUCUAUUGGAAGAAGAACGGAGCCGGCUAUUUGUAUUCCCAUUACAGUGGAUUUGGAAGAAUCAAUGUUGACUUGGCUGUAGAAACUUCUAAGAAUUGGAAGAAUUUACCAAAAGAAAAGAAAAUUUUCUUCACAAAAUUUGAAAAGUUUACAUCAAAUAAAUUCAGAGAAUUACCAAAAUAUGUUAAUUUUACAGUAGACAGCAAUGAUAUAAAGUUCAUUGAGUCUGUUGUUGUUAAUUUCAUGGAAAAUAAUACAACAGAUAUAAGUUUGUUGAAGAUCUGGUUAAUUUCACCUUCUAAAACUGUUUCUUACUUCAAACCAUUAUCAAACUCAAUGAAACAUGUGUCUUCUAAAUUGGAGUACUCUUUCACUUUAAGAGACUUCCUUGGAGAAGAAAUUCAAGGAAAUUGGACGAUAAAAAUUCAAAAUGAAGAUCCUUUCCAAAUUUUCGAGUUUUCCAAUUUCACUUUGAAUUUUUAUGGAUGCGAAAACAAGCCAGAUCUUCCUAAAAUCACUAAACUAAUAGGCAACAGCGAAUUGAGUCCAAAAAUCAAUAAAAACAUGACGAUAAAAUCCACUUCACCGGAAUUUAAAUGCGGAGAAAUUAAUUCAAUUUUGAUCGAAGCUGCUGAAGAUUUCCAGUGGAACAAUUUCCCAAGUAUAUCAAGCGAUAUGUCCAUAUUCAAGACAUACUUCGGAAGAACACCAGCAAUAGCUUUCCAAGACCCAGAAUUGAUCGUUAAUUUCUCGAUUCCUUGUAUCUUCAAUGAUUGGUCUUCUGAAAAAGUGACAAUGUCACGUUUUAGAAGGAAUUACAAUUACGGAUUUAAUGCAACAGUUCUUCAUGAAAAUGUUAAUAAUGUGACAGGAGGUGUAAUUUUAUCUCCAAAACCAAAUUCUUUGUUUAAAUCCGGAGAAUCCUUUGAAAUUAAUUAUGAACUUUGGUUGGAUAACAAACAAAUAGAGUCGACUUGGGAUAGCAGGAUCAUUUUAAGACUUGUUGAUGCUGACACUAAAAAAGAAAUUUUCAGACGAAAUGAAAAUUGGAAUAACGGACAUAUAAAUGCAACAAUCAAUGAUAAAUUCGUUUGUAAGCGCUGUUUGCUUACAUUGACACCAACUACAGGUAAAAUCUGUGAUACAAUGAUUUUACCCAUCAAAAUUGUCAGUUCUGGAUCAACAGAAGUACCAGAGGAUAUUUUUUAUGAAAUGGGAAACUGUACUGAAGAAAUUCAAGAAGAUUCUGAUAAUUCAAGAGAUUCAGGUGAUGGAAAGGAUGAUAAAGAUAAAAACAAAUGGAAAUUUGAUACGAAGAUGAUUGUUUUGGUUACAUUGACUGCUGUUUUCAUAUUGGUUAUCAUUAUCACUUUGAUAAUCUAUAUUGUUAAGAGACGAAGAAGAAACAUCAUGUCUAAUAACGCAUCUGCUGUUGCAGCUCUUAUUUUAUAA